CGGGCGGUGCGAGGCCCUGCGGCUCUCCCCGCCCCCGGACAGCGGGGUCUUGCCGGCUCCGCCGGCGGCGGGGAAGGGCAUGGAGUUGGCGGGAGUCUAUAAAAAGCCGCCGUGAGACGAGGCCCCCGUCCUGCCGGAGCCGCCGGGAGAGGCGGGGGCGCGGCGCCGUCCGGGCACCAUGAUCAACCCCAGCUACUACCCGUGGGGCUACGACGGCGACAACGGACCAGAUCAGUGGCACAAAAAUUACCCAACUGCAAAAGGACGCCAUCAGUCACCAAUUGAAAUCAAUAAUAAAGAGGUGCAUUAUGAUAGUUCUCUACUGCCAUGGUUUGCUAGUUAUGAUCCUGGUGCAGCUAAGACCAUCCUCAAUAAUGGGAAGACCUGCAGAGUUGUGUUUGAUGAUUCAUUCGAUAGAUCAGUGCUGAGAGGUGGGCCACUUCCAGGAGUCUUCAGGCUACGUCAGCUGCACUUCCAUUGGGGCUCCUCUGAUGACCAUGGCUCUGAGCAUGUUGUGAAUGGAGUGAGGUAUGCAGGAGAGCUACACGUGUUACACUGGAAUCCCAAAUACAGUAAUUACCUUGAUGCUAGGAGAAGAACUGAUGGGGUAGCUGUUUUGGCCAUAUUUUUGCAAGUAGGGGAAACUCCUAAACCAGAGAUGAAGAGAAUUCUUGAAGAAAUAAAUGCGAUCAAAACAAAGGGAAAAGAAGCUCCUUUUCCAAACUUUGAUCCUUCAAUUCUUUUCCCGAAAUCUCAUGACUAUUGGACAUACCAUGGGUCUUUCACUACUCCACCUUGUGAAGAGUGUGUCACCUGGAUUAUUCUUAGAGAGCCUAUCAUAGUCAGUUCAGACCAGAUGGCAAAGCUCCGCAGCCUAUCCAAGAAUGCCGAGAAUGAACCUGAUCACCCCUUGGUUGAUAACUGGCGCCCGACUCAGCCUCGGUAUUUCAGGAUGGUGAGCGCAUCAUUCCUCUAGGACCUGGCUCAUGUUGGGUGGCUCCGAGUGAGGCGACCUCUAGAACUAAGAGAUGUUUUUGUUUUGUCCUUUGUUGCAUUUAGACAGAACUCUAGAUGUACAUCUGGAGGCUGAAACUUGAGUGUGAAAUGUGAAUUUCACUUUCAGAGGAUAACAUUCAUUUAGGCAAAUCCUGUUGUUAAAAUGGAAGUAGAGAAUCUGUUUGGUUCUUCAUAACUGCUUUAACAUUAGCUUUUGUUAAUAGUAAAAAGGAGGAAAGAAGAUUCUACUAACAAUUACAAAACAAUUUCCUAUUGCCCACAUGUCCCUUGAUGCUUGCCUUAUUGCAUGCCAAAGAGGUUGCAGUUAAGAGAAUUGUUUUCACCAUUAAAAACUUAUUUUUCAAUAGUUGUUUUCAGCAAUAUCCAUAUCCAGCUCUCAGCUGCACCAGUUAAUGUACAAAGCAUUCUUGGAAAUAAGUGAAAGCACUCUUUUAGUGUUUGAUACUUACAUAAAAUAUGAAAGGAUAGGAAAUUGUAUUAUAAUCAUUGAUAAAGAACUGAGCUUUUAAUUUCUUACAGCAAUGGACAGGUGAAACAGAAGUCUGUUCUGAAAACUGUAUUCACUGAGUUAUAUGUAGUUAAAACAAUGGAAAAGGGAAAGAGCUGUUUCUGUUUGUGUCACAACUGGUUGCCUCUAUUAAAAGACUAAUUUUCCAUUUUAAUGUUGUAGCAGUCAAAGUGACAUGAAUUUUGUGAAGUUGGUCCUCAUAUCUUGAAUAUAUAUUUUCUUCAUGUAUGCAACUGGCUUUUCUGUGUAAAAAGGGUGUUAAAAUAAGAAGAGUCCUUAAUCUUUUUUGUGGGUUUUUUUGAGACAGAUUCUCACUUCAUGGCUGUCAGUGAAAUUUGUGCAUAAAUAUCUGAAACCACAUUUUGGCUCCUGAUCAAAAUGCAGUUGACCAGGAUGUUCUCCUCUCUUGUUUUGGCAUAAACAACAAUGAAACAGGAUUGUAAGCCUACACCUGAAAUAACACUAUUUCUGCAUUAAAAAAUCCAACAAUAAUAAAGAUG
Molecule: messenger RNA, 2025 nt
Organism: Chiroxiphia lanceolata (lance-tailed manakin)
Lineage: Eukaryota; Metazoa; Chordata; Aves; Passeriformes; Pipridae
Product: carbonic anhydrase 3-like
Exons: 7
Coding region: 179-976 (265 amino acids)
Cellular component (GO): cytoplasm
Molecular function (GO): zinc ion binding; carbonate dehydratase activity
Source: RefSeq, a predicted model, not a curated record